Sitophilus oryzae (rice weevil) is the source of this 3028-nucleotide messenger RNA. RefSeq names its product dipeptidyl peptidase 9. Gene Ontology annotation, molecular function: dipeptidyl-peptidase activity; serine-type peptidase activity. The record is from RefSeq and is a predicted model, not a curated record. Gene Ontology annotation, biological process: proteolysis. Bases 345 to 2882 code for a protein of 845 amino acids. The transcript has 14 exons. NCBI's taxonomy places the organism in Eukaryota, Metazoa, Arthropoda, Insecta, Coleoptera, Curculionidae.
CUGUCAAAUUUCUAAUUUCAGUUUGUUUACAAAGAGAUUCUUUGGCUGUCAGAUUUUUAUUUUCGAAAAAAUACGCAACGUUGAUAAAUUCUGUAAUCCAGAUCUUAAGAACUUAAUCCAAACAAGGGAAUCAGUUUAAAUUAUCGCAGUGGAAAGCCGGCAACAUCGAUAUAGUGACAUGUUGAAUGAGGACACGCCGUAACGAAAUAUGAUUUACUUAAUUCAUAAACACCGGUUUUUUGUGUCGUACUAACAAAAAUAUGUGGUUGGUCGUGGCGUACACAAAAGGCUGUUUAGUUUUGAAAAUACUCGAGAAAAUUUAAUUGUUACAAACUCGGUCCGAAAUGGAAGUUGAAGUGAAAGAAAACGAACAGGAAUUAGUGCCAGGGGACGUUAAAAAGACCCUCGUAUCGAAUGAUAGAAAGUUAUCAUGGUCCGAGCUCAGAACCCUAGUCAGCGAGCUCAGGAGACAGCUGUCCGGGUUAUCUACUAUGGUUCCUACAUCGUUUACCUUUAGAACGUUACAGGAUGGGCGAACAAGAAUUUAUUUUUUAAGCACUCCUCAAAAUGGCUGGGAAACAACCCUACUUUUUACCGAUAUUCCAAACACCAGCCAGCCAAACAGCUUAAAACUGCAAUGGCAGUGUGUUUUAGAUUUAAAUUUUCCCUAUUUAUCUUCAUGCAACAGAUCUUCCAAGGAAGAGCAACUUCUGUGGGAAAGAAAAAGAUUGACAACUUGGGGUAUUAACAGUUACGAGAUCCAUGAGCAUUCUGGAAAAAUUGUUUUCCCUGCAGCUAGUAGCUUGUUUCAAUGUGUAGAUAGUGGAUUUACGAAUGGCCAGUUGUUUCCGACUAAACUACGAAUGACUUCUAUGGGUGCUAAGCUGAACCCACAAAUAUGCCUGUCUAACCCUGAACUGGUGGCGUAUAUUUGUAACCAUGACAUUUGGGUCACCCACACAGUAUCUGGUUCAAAUGUUAGAAUAACGUAUGCCCACAAAGGAGGAAGGAAUUUAUCAGAUGAUCCAUUAAGUGCUGGAGUACCAUCUUAUGUUAUGCAGGAAGAGUUCUGCAGGUACCAAGGCUAUUGGUGGCAGCCCAAGUGCACAGACGGUGUAUAUAGAAUCCUCUAUGAAGAAGUGGACGAGGGCGAAGUCAAAGUGUUCUGGUUUCCUUCCUGCCAAGCAGAGGGCGACAUGGAGGAGUUCCGGUUUCCUAGAGCGGGUUGUGCCAAUUCCAAGUCGUACUUGAAACUUGUAGAGUUCAAACUCAACGACCACUUGCAGAUCGUUGACUUGUCUCUCUUGGACUUGCAGUUUUCUUUGAAUGUGUUGUUUCCUUGGAUGGAAUAUAUGGUUCGGGUUGGAUGGACACCUGAUGCAGAAUAUAUUUGGGUGCAACUACUAGACCGCCGACAACAACACCUAGAACUAGUCCUGCUAUCCCUCAGCAACUUCACUCAGGAUCUUCCCUACUUUAACAAUUCCUCUUGCAAAAUGAACAACUCCGUCUCCGACAGUCCCAUAGUCCAAGUGAUCUACAGGCAGGACUCGCAGUAUUGGAUCAACGUGCACGAUUUGCUGUACUUUUUGCCGUCCGACGACCACAACGAGGUCAAAUUCAUCUGGGCCAACGAGGAUACUGGUUACAGACAUUUGUAUUUGAUCACUGCCCAAAUUUCAUCAAUGGCCAAUGGCGUCACUGAAGCAUCUCAGUCCACAGACUAUGUAUUCCUGGCUCCGAAAAUCACGUCCAAAGUCCAGCUGACGUCCGGCGAUUGGGAGGUGAUGGGACCGGACUUAUGGGUGCAAGAUGUGAAGCAAUUAGUUUAUUUUAUGGGACUGAAGGAGACUCCUCUGGAAAAACACUUAUACGUGGUAUCUCUAAAGCGGCCAGGCGAGAUACGACUGCUUACUAGGCCGGGAUAUUCGUAUAUAGUGGAGUUUAAUGGGGACUGUUCACUGUUAGUAACUCUGUACAGUAACAUUCAAAAACCGCCCGCUUGUCAAGUAUUCAGGGUUGAUGAGUCAGAAUGGACUGUAGAGGGCGUUAACUUGACUCCCUUAGGUUACCUGGUGGAAACACCAACGUCCGUGAGUGAGUGCUACUCACCAGAUUUAUAUACUCACAAAAUUAGCUCAGGUCAUGUUUUAUAUGCAAUGGUGUUCAAACCUCAUCAUUUUGAACCGGAUAAAAAGUAUCCUACUAUUUUGAACGUGUAUGGCGGUCCAGAGGUCCAGUUAGUAUCAAACACUUUCAAGGGUAUGAGACAACUAAGGAUGCACAUGUUGGCCGCAAGGGGAUACUGCGUAGUAGCGAUUGAUUCCAGAGGGUCUUUUCACAGAGGUAUUCAUUUUGAAGGGCAUAUUAAAGGCAAAAUGGGCACGGUAGAACUCAGCGAUCAGGUCGAAGUACUGAGGUGGUUAGCGGAUACCUUGGGCUACAUUGAUUUAGAAAGGGUGGCAAUUCAUGGAUGGUCCUAUGGAGGGUAUUUGAGUCUGAUGGGCCUAAUUCAUUACCCGAACGUCUUUAAAAUAGCUAUAGCUGGUGCUCCAGUUACAAAUUGGAAUUUGUACGAUACGGGAUACACGGAAAGGUAUAUGGAUUUACCUGCACAUAAUAUCGAUGGCUACAGUGAAGGUUCAGUUUUAAAUUUCGUUCACAACUUCCCAGACGAGGAAAAUCGUCUAUUGAUAAUACACGGUCUGAUAGACGAAAACGUCCACUUUUAUCACACCACUCAGUUGAUCAACAGCAUGAUCAAAGCAGGAAAACCGUAUCAGUUACAGAUCUACCCGAACGAAAGACACUCAUUGCGUCACCUGGAUUCAAGCAAACACUACGAAACUACUUUGUUGUCUUUCCUACAAAAUAACCUUUAAAAGCGGGUCUUUCUUUGGUUUGAAGAUCUCAAUAUUGGUGCAAUCUUAUAGCGAACUGUUUCGGCACUAUGAGCUUGUAUAAGUAACGAUGACUCUCGUUAAUACGGUAAUUUGCAGAAUUUAAUAAAUGUAUAGUGAUAUUUUUA